Molecule: messenger RNA, 4557 nt
Organism: Magallana angulata
Lineage: Eukaryota; Metazoa; Mollusca; Bivalvia; Ostreida; Ostreidae
Exons: 1
Coding region: 1-4557 (1518 amino acids)
Biological process (GO): DNA integration
Molecular function (GO): nucleic acid binding
Source: RefSeq, a predicted model, not a curated record
AUGGCAGUGAAUGAUGUACCAUUCCCACCGUUUAAGGUGUUCGCAGAAUUUAUUCGUGAGCAGUCAAGGAUUAAGAACAACCCAUCAUUUUCCUAUGGUGUUGACACGAGAGGAGACAGACAAGUGAGAAACCAGCGAGACAGAGUGUUGAAUGUUUCUUCAAGGAAAACAGAGGUUGCACAACCCAGAAGAGAAAAUUCCUCAGACCGGAAGUGCCCCUUACACAACACCUUUCAUACAUUGAACAAGUGCAAGGGGUUCAAGCAGAAGUCAUUAGAAGAGAGAAGGAAGUUCUUAAAAGAGAAUAAUAUAUGUUUCCAUUGCUGUGACUCUCGUUCCCACAAGAUGCGUGAUUGUCGAGCAGCAGUCAAGUGUGAGGAUUGUGACAGUUCAACCCAUCCAACAGCACUUCAUGUGGAGACUCAGAGUAGGAGACACUAUGGCGGGGAGUCGCAGAAUUCAUUAGAUGUCAACUCUGCAUGUACGCAGAUUUGCAGAAAGCAGUUUGGAGGCAAGUCUUGCUCCAAAACUGUGCUCGUGCGUGUGUAUCCUCAAGGAGAACCUCAGUUAGCAGUCAAUAUGUAUGCGGUCAUAGACGAUCAAUCAAACCGCUCACUUGCAAGCCCCAGAUUCUUUACCUAUUUCGAAUGUGGAAGUGAAGCAAUAACCUAUACACUUUCAUCUUGUGGAGGCACUAUACAGACCUUUGGAAGGAAGGCAGAAGGAUUUGUUGCGGAGGCAUAUGGCGGUGGAUGUGUCCUGAACCUUCCAGCCCUCAUCGAAUGUCAGCAGGUUCCUUGUGCACGGGAUGAGAUCCCUACACCGGAAGUGGCUUUACAUUACAGUCAUCUGGCCGACAUAGCAAAGCUAAUACCUCCACUAGAUCCGGAUGCUGACAUCUUGUUACUACUUGGAAGAGAUUUGAUAGAAGCGCACCAUGUACUUGAUCAGCGUAUUGGACAAGGCAAUCAACCCUAUGGACAGAAACUACAUCUGGGGUGGACCAUAAUUGGUGAGACAUGCCUUGGCAAGACUCAUGCACCUACACAGGUUACAACCUACAAGACUCAUUUACUGGGAUCGGGCCGUGUAUCCUUACUUCCACCAUGUACGAAUGAGUUCAAGAUACGAGAAAACCUGAACUAUGUGACGUAUGGCAUGGAAACUGGAAAACCCCCAUCAUUGUAUGACAAUGAAGAUUUUGGUAGGAAUGUUUUCCAAAGAACACAAGAUGAUGAGAAACCAGGUAUGUCUGUGGACGACUUGACAUUUCUCAAGAUAAUGGACCAGGAAUUUCAAAAGAGCGAGAAUGGGCAUUGGACAGCUCCACUCCCAUUUCGACAGCCACAUAGUAAACUGCCAAACAACAGGGACAGUGCUCUAAAAAGAGCCAAAGCACUAGAAGCUAGUCUACGGAGGGAUGCAGUGAAGAAGGAACACUUCCUUACCUUCAUGGAUGGACUGAUAAAGAAUCGCCAUGCAGAGAUUGCGCCACCUCUGACACAGACGGAUGAAUGCUGGUACUUGCCUAUAUUUGGUAUAUAUCAUCCAAAGAAACCAAACCAGCUGAGAGCAGUUUUCGACUCCUCUGCUAAGUAUGGUGGAAUAUCUCUCAAUGACGUCCUUCUUACUGGCCCUGAUCUCACCAACAGCCUGUUAGGAGUUUUGAUGAGAUUUCGUCAAGAAGCUGUUGCUAUUAUGGGCGACAUACAACAGAUGUUUUAUUGCUUCAAAGUGCGGGAGGACCAUCGCAACUUUUUGCGAUUUUUCUGGUUUCGAGAUAAUGACCCAGAUCAGCCUCUGACAGAGUAUCGUAUGACGGUACAUGUUUUUGGCAACCGACCCUCCCCGGCAGUUGCCACGUACGGACUCCGUAGAGCUGCACUGAUGGCAGAGUCUACAUUCGGUAAAGAUGUGACAGACUUUGUUGUGAACAAUUUCUAUGUAGACGAUGGUCUUGUCUCUGUACCUGCCCCAUCAGAGGCAAUUGAUCUCAUGAAGAGGACGCAGAAAGCUUUGAUGUCAGAAGGCGGCUUGCGAUUGCACAAGAUUGCAUCAAAUCAGUCAGAGGUCUUAAGCGCCUUCCCCCCAGAAGAUCUUGCAAAGGAUAUGAAGGACUUAGAAUUCGGAAUUGACCUGCUUCCAAGUCAACGCAGUUUGGGCCUCAACUGGAACUUGGAAACUGACGCCUUCUUCUUUGAGGUUAUGAUGCAAGACAAACCGUUCACCAGAAGAGGCGUACUGUCAUGCAUAAACAGUAUAUUCGAUCCCCUAGGAUUCGCAGCGCCCGUCAUCAUAGAAGGAAAAAGCAUUCUGAGGAACCUGGUUCUUGGCACCAUACACUGGGAUGAUCCAUUACCCUUAGACCAGCUAAAUACUUGGACACAGUGGAGAGACUCUUUAUCUCACUUAGAGAACCUACACAUCUCACGGAACUACUCACCUGAGUCCCUGCAACUGUGUAAGGACAAAUCCAUCCAUGUAUUUUGCGACGCUUCAGAACUCGCCAUUGCGGCAGUUGGUUAUAUGAAGAUAACCUCCUCAGAUAAUGAAAGCCAUCUCGGAUUUGUGUUAGGAAAGGCAAAACUUGCUCCUACUCAUGGACAUUCAAUUCCGAGACUGGAGAUGUGUGCUGCUGUGCUAGCAGUAGAAAUUGCAUGCUCUAUUGCAGACCACUUGUCUCUACCAAUCCAAGACUUCAAAUUUUACUCAGAUAGCAAAGUAGUGUUGGGAUACAUAUUUAACACUACUCGUAGGUUUUAUACCUAUGUAGCCAACCGCAUAUCGUACAUUCGGAAAUUUACAAAGCCAGAGCAAUGGGCCUUUGUACCAACUGAAGACAACCCGGCCGAUGCAGCCACUAGGCCGCUGCCGACUCAUCAAUUAAAGGACAGCUCUUGGCUGAAAGGUCCCACUUACCUGCUUAAACAAGGCAAAGGCAAAGAGCAAGACUUUGACAUUGUGAAUCCUGAGAGUGAUAAGGAAAUCAGACCCAUUAUCUGCAUGAAAACCAUCUCAUCUGUGCAAUUGCUAGGAUCCCACAGAUUCUCCAAGUUUUCAAACUGGACGAUACUCAUACGGACAUUUGCAUUCCUUCAACACAUCAUCAGAUCAUUUUGUGGCCACAACGAGUGCAAGGGUUGGCAUUAUUGCACAAAAUCGAGAACCGUUGAAGCAUAUCAAGAAUCAGAAAAACUGAUCAUCAAGACCGUUCAACAAGAGGCUUAUAGAGAGGAAAUUUACUAUCUAAAGCAAGGCAAAGCCUUACCUUGCACGAGCUCCUUGUUGUGUUUAGGAGUUUUCCUUGACUCAGAUGACAUUCUCAGAGUGGGAGGACGUUUGAAUAGGAGUAACAUAUUGCCACAAGCUGAGAUAAAUCCUAUUGUGAUCCCAGGAAAGCAUCACAUAGCCACACUCCUUACCAGACAUUUCCAUGAUUUAGCACAACACCAGGGGAGACACAUUACCGCUGGAACCAUUAGGAAUGCUGGCUACUGGAUUACAGGCAGCAAACGCUUGAUAUCGUCCAUUAUCUACAAUUGCGUGAAAUGUAGAAAACUGCGUGUAAAGUUUGCAUAUCAGAAGAUGGCAAAUUUACCCCCUGACCGUCUCGAGCCAGGUCCACCAUUCACGUAUGUCGGCCUAGAUACGUUUGGCCCCUGGGAAGUAGUAACCAGGAAGACAAGAGGUGGGGCUGCUAAUGCCAAAAGAUGGGCCAUUCUCUUUACAUGCAUGGUUAGCAGAGGAAUACAUAUUGAGGUCGUUGAGGAGAUGUCCUCGUCAUCAUUUAUUAAUGCCUUCAAACGCUUUGUUGCCAUCAGAGGUAAAGUCAAGCAGAUACGCUCUGACAGGGGGACAAAUUUCGUUGGCGCCACGGAUGAUCUUCACAUCAACGCGGUAAAUGUUGAGGAUGGACCCGUGAAAGAGUAUCUGUACAAAAGUGGAGUUGUAUGGCUAUUCAAUCCACCUCACUCCUCUCAUUUUGGAGGUGUAUGGGAACGCCUCAUUGGAGUGACCAGGCGCGUCCUUGAUUCCAUGCUGUUGGAAAUACCACCAGGAAGUUUGACGCAUGAAAUACUUACCACGUUUCUUGCAGAAGCAUCGGCCAUCGUGAACAGUCGUCCGUUGGUACCGGUGUCGACCGAUCCUGAGGAUCCUCUUCCUUUGAGUCCUUCGUUAAUCCUGACUCAUAAACCAGACAAUACAGUUGAUUAUAUACCCACCGAUGGUAAGGACCUCUUACGUUCCCAGUGGAGGAGAGUGCAACAUUUGGCUGACACCUUUUGGAAAAGAUGGAGAACCCAGUACCUUCAGACAUUGCAAAAUUACAGGAAAUGGAAACAAGAAAAGCGGAACUUGGUCAUUGGAGAUGUGAUCUUGCUAAAAGACAAUUCGGUGACCCGUAACUCGUGGCCCCUUGGAAGAGUCGUCAGAGUGUUCCCGAGCACUGAUGGACGAGUACGCAAAGCAGAAAUUUGUGUAGUGUAUCGCGACGGACACUCCACAACGUUUGUCCGACCUGUAACCGAACUGGUCGUUUUGAUCCAAAAUGAAUGA